Messenger RNA from Leptidea sinapis, 2234 nucleotides. It is a transcript of the gene lark, whose product is annotated as RNA-binding protein lark. The transcript is spliced from 5 exons. Bases 176 to 1198 code for a protein of 340 amino acids. NCBI's taxonomy places the organism in Eukaryota, Metazoa, Arthropoda, Insecta, Lepidoptera, Pieridae. Gene Ontology annotation, cellular component: cytosol. Gene Ontology annotation, molecular function: mRNA binding; zinc ion binding. The record is from RefSeq and is a predicted model, not a curated record.
GCGUGUCAUGAAAAAGUGCCGAUUGUCAUGUGAAUUGUGAAUAGAGAUUUGAGUUUGGAGAAGCGUCGUCGCCAUUUUGUAUUCAAUUUCGAACUAAAUUUUUAGAUAGGUGUAAAGUGGUAUCUCUAAAUUAAUUUAAUUUUAAGUGUGUUCUGUGUAUAAUCUAGAAAUUAUAAUGCCGGGCGCCGGUACUUUCAAAAUCUUCGUCGGCAAUCUUUCCGAUAAAACAACAGACGCAGAUUUGAGACCGUUGUUCGAAAAGUUCGGUACCGUCGUAGAAUGCGAUAUCGUCAGAAAUUACGGUUUCGUGCACAUGGAAAACGAGCAAGUCGGCCGCGAAGCCAUUCAAAAUCUUAACGGAGAAAUAGUUCACGGUCAAGGGAUUAAGAUAGAGGCGGCCAAAAGUCGCAAGGCACCGUCGACGCCGACAACUAAAAUCUUCGUCGGUAACCUCACGGACAAGACGCGCGCGCCAGAAGUCCGCGAGCUGUUUCAGAAGUUUGGCACGGUCGUGGAGUGCGAUAUCGUUCGUAACUAUGGAUUCGUACACUUGGACGCGACGGGUGACGUGAACGAAGCUAUUAAAGAGUUGAACGGAAUGAUGGUAGACGGUCAGCCCAUGAAGGUGCAGCUGUCGACAAGCCGGGUGCGGCAGCGGCCGGGUAUGGGCGACCCCGAGCAGUGCUACCGCUGCGGGCGUGGCGGCCACUGGUCCAAGGAGUGUCCCAAGGCCAUGGGUCCCGACCGUAACGGUUACCGCGAUCGUGCGUUUGGCCGCGACCCCUAUCCCCCGCCGCCGCCGCCACCCUUCCUCCGCGAUCGCAUGAUGGGAGGAUUCGGGGAUCCUUAUGAUGGCUACUAUGACCGGGCUCGGUUUGAUUCACCUAGAGAUCUAUUUGAGCGACGGUACCCUGUUGGAGGUUCCAGGGGAUUAGAUAUGGCAGGUUCUAGAGCUAGAGGAGACUUUGUUUCACCACCUCUGAGAAGAGAACCCAUGCCUCCUAUGCCAAAUCUACCACCCAUGAGAAGUGGGAUGGGUGCCAUGAGAUCAUAUGAUGCAAUGUACAGCCGUAGAAGUCCUCCAAGGGGGCCACAAAUGGCUAGAGGAAUGUAUGAAGACUUCAGCCGUGACACAUUUGAUGAUAGAAGGCCUGGUAUUCGUGGUCCUUCUCCACCUAGAAGAUAUGCGCCUUACUAGUUACUAGCUGAGUGCAGCAUAAUUUAUCUCUGUGUGACCCUAUGUUACCACUGCUGCAAUAUUUACUGAAAAAACAAUUCUUUUAUUCUUAAGUUUGAGUCUUCAGACUUGUUUAAGAUAAUAAUAAUUAAAUUAAAUGAAGAUUUAAUAAAUAGAAAACCACAUUUUCUAUUUUAAAUGAACAACAGCAAUGUGUUUGGGGUGUGGUGUGGUCUCUUUAUUUUAUUCAGUGAGGUACAGAAUGUUGUGUUUUGAAUUGUUGUACUUAAUUAUUGAUAGCAAUAUAAAAUAGUACUAUAGUUUCCAUCUCUAUUUAUUUUAUUCAGAACCACCUUUACAGUUUUAACUAAUUAUUUAAAUUAAAAUCAAAUCAAAACUCAUUUAUAUUUCAAAUAAAUUUACCAUUUUUAACAUUUAUCAUCUUAUGAAUCUUUUUAAAAUUACAAAUAUAUUAUAAAAGAAAAUAGUAUAUGAUAAAUUAAUUAAAAGAUAAUACAUACAACUUCUAUUUUGACAGAGAAGUAAAGUUGGUAUGCUUGCCAAAUAAAAAGUUUCCUGGCUAAGUACAAAUUUUGUUAUUUUUGUAUUGAAAAUGAAAUGGUCUACAUUUCUACUCAAAAAAUAUUGGCAAUGUCAUGCUCAAUAUUGUAUUUAUAAUAGCUGUCUUGUCUAGAGAGUGAUGCUUUGUCGAGAGAUUAUGAUUGAAUUUCAAUUGUUUUUAUUUUAAUCUGUUCACAUUUCAUUGACUAACACAAAAGUAAAAUUUUGCAUUUUAUAUAAAAUAUAAGUUUCACUGUUUGAUUCAUUUAUUAUUGUAUAUUAUGUAUAUGCAUAUUUAAGGAGAAAUGUUGCUCAGUGGAAUACAUAGGCUAUUACAAGUUUUGACCGGAAUUAGAUAUCAUAUUUGACUGGACAAUAUGUAGGUAAGUGGCGAAAGACGACUGAAUCACAGAUUUUUUAUGUAGCUGAGUGUGUGAAUGUGUGUUAUGUACAAACGAAUGGUUUUAGGCUAUCAAAUAUAUUAUAUUGAGUCAAA